Molecule: messenger RNA, 2370 nt
Organism: Fomitiporia mediterranea MF3/22
Lineage: Eukaryota; Fungi; Basidiomycota; Agaricomycetes; Hymenochaetales; Hymenochaetaceae
Exons: 9
Coding region: 1-2370 (789 amino acids)
Molecular function (GO): RNA binding
Source: RefSeq, a predicted model, not a curated record
AUGAGCACCUCAGAGAUAGUAGUAACGAAACGACUACACGUCUCAGGUCUCACACCUCAAAUCACAGCUGACGACCUCAAAAAACGAUUUUCGUCUUUCGGGAGUGUCAAAGCUCUUGAUGGACUCGGUAAACUCGACGCUCUGGGACAAAAUAGACCUUUUGCCUAUGUCACGCUUGAGACGACAAAGACGCAGUUCGCAAAGUGUCUGAAUCUUUUGAGCGGUACGACUUGGAAAGGCGCCAAGUUGCGAAUCGGAGAGGCAAAGCCUGAUUUCAAAGAACGCAUUAUAAAAGAGAAUGACAUCGCCAACAAGGAGGACGGCACCUCACCAAGGAAGAAACGUCGCCUCACUCGAGGCAGUCAAGGCAUCCAUGCCUCCGACAUGUCCCUCGUCACUCGCUCGUCCCUCCGUCCAGGCUGGCGUCUCACACCACUCGGUCGACUCGUCUGUCCUAUGCGUAUGAGACCUCUCCAUCCACUCUCCACUUCACUUUCCUCAGGUGCGCAAAACAAACUCGCACUUGCGACGAUGAAGAAGAGAAAGAAGAAGAAAAAGGAGUUACUCGUACGUGCCCGAAAAAGGCUUAUCAACCCUGAAGACUGGGGGAGCACAUAUUUGAGCGGGUUGAUGCUUGCGAGAACUAGCGGGAGUGGUGUUAUCUUACCGGAAAAGCCUGUUACAAAAGCGCAAGAGGAGGUACACGUAGGUGAGUCACCAGCGAUUGUUGUUGACGGUUGGACGAUUGCAGCACAAUCUGUUGCGAUAUCCGACCAUCAACUAUCUCAAUUGCCAUCUACGCCUCGCUCUGUAUUGCCAGCUUCGGAUGCAUCACCAGCAAUCUUGCAUCCUAUCGCUGUUAAUUCCGACGUCGAACCGCCUCCAUCUCCUCGAGAAUCCCAGCCUCGGAUAGACCUAGCGCAAGAAACCGCCCAAUCCCUUGCAUUGCUGUCUUCUCUCUUCGAUUCCGGACGCGUACGUACAGAGGAUCAAGCAGGUAGCAAAGAUUACGACAGCAAUGAUAACUGGGGCGGGGCGGAGAGCCUUAGCGAUUUGGACAUUAGCAUGCGGGAGCCAUCAGCGCUUCACCCUCCCGCGACCCACCAGGACAUGGACGAUGAUAUCGAGUUCGUUCCACGUCAAGGCACGUCAAGGCCCACGAAAUCAAAUGAUAAGCGCGCAAGGAAUGCUGAGAUGGAGAAUGUAGAUGUAGAAGCGCCCAGACUUACAAAAGAUUCUCCAGUUCGAGAAGUUCAACAAGAAGCGCCGAAACCUCAAUCGAAAGCACAGGCGCAAGCGCAAGUACAAAUAACGAAGCUGAAAGAUAUGUUCGCUCCUCGUCCCGAAGACGCUGGCUUCUCCAUCCUAGGAAACCUCGACCUAGAGCUAGAGCUAGACGAAGAAGGUCUUCCAGAAAUCUCGGCUCCACUCCCUCCCGUUCCUCUCCCCGAGUCCACCGCACAUCAACAACCAGCACAUACCACCUCUACCUCACGUCACCCAACAUUCACCUACGACCCUACCCGCCCAUUCUUCUUCCCUCACUCUCUCCUCCCUCACUCUCAAUCCUCUCUUCAACUGAAUUCAAACGACCCUCGCGAUAUCUUCUCCAAACCCCUCACUUUCUUCCGUACCGCAAACUCAGAAGAGAUCCGCACAAGGUGGGAAACGCGGAAAGUCCAGUUGACGCGUGAUUGGAAGAGGAGACAUCGGGAGGCUGUGAAGAGUGUUAGACGCAGGGGAGGAGGUGGUGGAGGUGAUGAUACAUUUUGCGAUGUAAUACGACACGUAUGGACAUCUACUCCUGAGGGAUCGUUGAAGGCGGCAGAAAGUCAUCCUACGAUGAUGAAUGUGCUGUUGUCAACUACCUACUCGGAGAAACGUGUAGAUCUUGUCGUGUCUAUUUGGCCGAAGAAGGGAAAAAAAGCAAAUAGAAUAAAGGGAGAAAAUGCCGAUAGUGAAGAAAUAAAGUUUACACACUGUCAAAAUGUAUGCAAAAUGAUUCGACGUGCCGGCGCGAAGGGACCGGAAUCAGGGAUGCUUUCCGCUAAAAUUGACUUGGUACCUGUGGAGUUGCUAGUGAAUAGUGGUCGUCCCGUCACCAAAGUUGGUGCAGUUGAGACUAUGGACGAGGAUGAUAUUGGCACUUCUAUUUUGAUUCGGGGGUGUUCUUUCGAGACCUCCACGUUUCUAGCAACCAAGGAACACGUCGAAGGGUGUGAACUUACGGAGGAGGAGGACGAUUUGGACAAGAGCUUCUCGUUCUCGGGUAUGGAGAUUGUGCUAUCCAACUUCUGCGCAAGAGUGUCCUCUACUCAAGAACUCCUCCAGUCUUCCACUCAACGUAUCUCGCGUAGGCACAAUUCUUAA